Acomys russatus (golden spiny mouse) is the source of this 2925-nucleotide messenger RNA. RefSeq names its product potassium voltage-gated channel subfamily C member 2 (gene Kcnc2). The coding region runs from base 420 to 2336 and encodes 638 amino acids. NCBI's taxonomy places the organism in Eukaryota, Metazoa, Chordata, Mammalia, Rodentia, Muridae. Gene Ontology annotation, biological process: protein homooligomerization; potassium ion transmembrane transport. The record is from RefSeq and is a predicted model, not a curated record. Gene Ontology annotation, cellular component: axon; voltage-gated potassium channel complex; dendrite membrane. Gene Ontology annotation, molecular function: delayed rectifier potassium channel activity; protein binding. The transcript has 5 exons.
CCCCUGUCCUUCGGUCAGCCUCCGCUCCAGGCAGAGCCAGCUGGGCUGAAGGUCUGCAGCGGGGUCAGGCUGCGCCAGCUGGACCCGCCCUGAGCUCCAUGGUUCGCCCAGCCCCGCGCGAUGGUGACUCUGGGCGCGGAGGGUGGCUAUGGGAGAGCCCGCAGAUCGCAGCAGCGUGAAGGUGGGGAGCGCGGCGGGCAGGCGGCGGGCGGGGACUGUCUCCCCGACCUCAGCACCCAGAGAAGCGGCUCAACCACCUGAACCCCCGGAAAACGCCAACAAGUAGUUUCUCCUUUGAGGAGGGCGGCUCAGCUGGCCGCAAGGACUCUGUCCAGCUGCAGAGAGAUCCUCGUCCACUCCGAGACCCAAGCAGAUCCACUUUUCUCCGGGUCUCCUUAAGUCAUGUCUGAGCCACAGAGAUGGGCAAGAUCGAGAACAACGAGAGGGUGAUCCUCAAUGUCGGGGGUACCCGGCACGAAACCUACCGCAGCACUCUCAAGACCCUUCCUGGAACUCGCCUGGCCCUUCUCGCCUCCUCUGAACCCCAGGGCGACUGCCUGACAGCGGCGGGAGACAAGCUGCAGCCGCUGCCCCCUCCCCUCUCUCCACCGCCACGACCGCCUCCCUUGUCCCCCGUCCCCAGCGGCUGCUUCGAGGGCGGCGCAGGCAACUGCAGUUCUCACGGUGGCAAUGGCAGCGACCACCCUGGGGGAGGCCGCGAAUUCUUCUUUGAUCGCCACCCUGGGGUCUUUGCCUAUGUGCUCAACUACUACCGCACCGGCAAGCUGCACUGCCCCGCCGACGUGUGUGGGCCGCUCUUUGAGGAAGAGCUGGCCUUCUGGGGUAUCGACGAGACGGACGUGGAGCCCUGUUGCUGGAUGACCUACAGGCAGCAUCGCGACGCGGAGGAGGCGCUGGACAUCUUCGAGACACCCGACCUCAUCGGGGGCGACCCUGGUGAUGAUGAAGACCUAGCGGCUAAAAGACUGGGCAUUGAGGAUGCUUCAGGGCUGGGAGGACCUGAUGGCAAGUCUGGCCGCUGGAGGAGGCUGCAGCCCCGCAUGUGGGCCCUCUUUGAGGACCCCUACUCAUCCAGAGCCGCCAGGUUUAUUGCUUUUGCUUCUUUAUUCUUCAUCUUGGUCUCCAUCACAACCUUUUGCCUGGAGACACACGAAGCUUUCAAUAUUGUUAAAAACAAGACCGAGCCAGUCAUCAACGGCACAGGCGCUGUUCUCCAGUACGAAAUUGAAACGGAUCCUGCGUUGACGUACGUAGAAGGAGUGUGUGUGGUGUGGUUUACUUUUGAAUUUUUAGUCCGUAUUGUUUUUUCACCCAAUAAACUUGAAUUCAUCAAAAACCUCUUGAACAUCAUUGACUUUGUGGCCAUCCUCCCCUUCUACUUAGAGGUGGGACUCAGCGGGCUGUCUUCCAAAGCAGCCAAGGAUGUGCUCGGCUUUCUCAGGGUGGUUAGGUUUGUGAGGAUCCUGAGAAUCUUUAAGCUCACUCGCCAUUUUGUAGGUCUGAGGGUGCUCGGACACACUCUUCGCGCGAGUACCAAUGAGUUUUUGCUCCUGAUCAUUUUCCUGGCUCUGGGAGUUUUGAUAUUUGCUACGAUGAUCUACUACGCCGAGCGGGUCGGAGCUCAGCCAAACGACCCUUCCGCCAGCGAGCACACACAGUUCAAAAACAUCCCCAUUGGUUUCUGGUGGGCUGUGGUGACCAUGACUACCUUAGGGUACGGGGAUAUGUACCCCCAAACAUGGUCAGGCAUGCUGGUGGGGGCCUUGUGUGCUCUGGCCGGAGUGCUGACAAUAGCUAUGCCUGUGCCUGUCAUUGUCAACAAUUUCGGGAUGUACUACUCCUUGGCAAUGGCGAAGCAGAAACUUCCGAGGAAAAGGAAGAAGCACAUCCCUCCCACCCCUCUGGCAAGCUCACCUACAUUCUGCAAGACAGAAUUAAAUAUGGCUUGCAACAGUACCCAGAGUGACACAUGUCUGGGCAAAGAAAACCGGCUACUGGAACAUAACAGAUCAGUGUUAUCAGGUGACGACAGUACAGGAAGUGAGCCGCCAUUAUCACCUCCAGAAAGGCUCCCCAUCAGACGCUCUAGUACCAGAGACAAAAACAGAAGAGGAGAAACGUGUUUCCUGUUGACGACAGGUGAUUACACGUGUGCUUCUGAUGGAGGCGUCAGGAAAGGAUAUGAAAAAUCCCGAAGCUUAAACAACAUAGCGGGCUUGGCAGGCAAUGCUCUGAGACUCUCUCCAGUCACGUCCCCCUACAACUCUCCGUGUCCGCUGAGGCGUUCUCGAUCUCCCAUCCCAUCUAUCUUGUAAAAUCAAACUGCAUCAAUCGGCUAAAUUCUAUCAACACAAGUACUGUUUGCCCUGUAAUGGAAACAAUUAAAUAUAGAAUUUCUCCAGGCUCCAUUAAUAGCAGAUAGGUCCUGCAUGACAUUACUAUUUGAAGUCAGAAAUGCUACUUGAGAGCUAGAACUUCUUAUCCUGGCUUUAAAGAUGAUCUAAAGUAGAGCUACUACUUAAUAUGAAUUGCCCCAAUUUCCUUUUGCAAUACAAUGACCAGUAGCAUCAGAUAUUGGCCAGUACACUAAAGCAUAACCAUAUUUUCAGGGAGAUAUACUUAAAUAGUGUGUUCAUAACUGCCAACCACUUCACUGGACCUUCAUUUCUCGUGACUCCAAACCAUUCGGAAGAUAUCUGGGAUCGUAUCUAGAUGGCAAACGACUUGACUCUGGUCAGCUCCUUUGCAUGGACCAUCUUGUCUGUGUCACCGGAAUAAAAUGUUGUAGAGUCCUGGGUCUGGAUGGCUCAGGAUUCUUGUUCUCACUUCAAACCAUCCUGCCAAUAUGAAAGCACUGGUCGCCUGUUCUGCAUGUCGAAUUGUGGGGCAGGGAGGGGCAUCUUU